Messenger RNA from Vicia faba (fava bean), 480 nucleotides. Lineage: Eukaryota; Viridiplantae; Streptophyta; Magnoliopsida; Fabales; Fabaceae. The record is from the annotation of a GenBank genome assembly.
AUGGCUUCUUUAAACAUAUUCACCCCGGUUCCACUCACCGCCGGCAUCGGGAAUCCAACGAACAAAUUCCCCCGGCGGCGUCACAACUCAGUUUCCUUCGUUUCAAAUUCGCCGGAAUCUGCUCCUGAAAUAGAACUCGAAUUCAUUGCGCCUAAACCGGACGGCGAGGGGAAGUUUCCGGUGGAUAAAGCGAAAGCAAUUAGCGGCGAGAAGCUGAUGAGGAGCAUCAUGUUGGAUAACAAGAUUGAACUUUAUGCCACCUAUGGGAAGUUGAUGAACUGUGGGGGAGGUGGUAGUUGUGGAACUUGCAUUGUUGAGAUAAUUGAAGGAAAGGAUCUUUUAAAUGAAAGAACAAAUACUGAACUUAAAUAUCUUAAGAAGAAACCUGAGUCUUGGAGGCUGGCUUGUCAAACUAUUGUUGGGAACAAAGAAAACUCUGGCAAGGUAGUUGUUCAAAGGAUUCCUCAAUGGAAGAAGUAA